ACCAGGGCCACCCGCCCACCCCAUCAGCGCCACCGGAGGGGGAAUCGGAGAACAGGAAAAAAAAUAAUUCGGCUGCGGCUGCGGCUGGCAAUGCUGGCAUAGUGGCGGCAUGAUAAUAAACAGAAACGAUAAAAACAUAAGCAGAACUCACACGUGUGUUGAAGCUCCGUUUGAAGUGUGCUGAAGAAAAUUCAUGACUAUCAGGAUGGGAACCAAGACGAAGCCGCUUGCUUUCCAAAUUUUGGCUGAGUGCUCAAUAAGCAAAGCUCGGACAAGUUUACUCGAACUUCCACAUCACACAGUGGAGACCCCUGUUUUUAUGCCCGUUGGAACACAAGGUACCAUGAAAGGUAUUCUACCGCAGCAGCUAGAAAAGCUUGACUGCCAAAUUAUACUCGGCAAUACCUAUCACCUUGGAACAAGGCCGGGUCCUGAGCUAAUGGCCAAAGUUGGUGGUCUUCACAAAUUUAUGAACUGGAAACGAGCUCUUCUAACAGACUCAGGCGGCUUCCAAAUGGUGUCUUUGCUUAAAUUGGCCACAAUAACUGAGGAAGGAGUUAAUUUCUCUUCUCCAUUUGACGGUUCACCGUGCAUGUUGACCCCGGAGAGGUCAAUAGAAAUCCAAAACGCAAUUGGCGCUGACAUAAUUAUGCAACUGGACGACGUCGUUAAAACAACCACUACUGGUCCAAGAGUGGAAGAAGCAAUGCACAGAACCACUCGAUGGCUGGACAGGUGCAUCGCAGCCCACAAAAACCCAGAAACGCAGAACAUUUUUCCGAUUGUCCAAGGUGGUUUAGACCCUGAACUUCGUCAGCAGUCUGCAAAACUUCAUGUGGAAAGGAAUGUAAAUGGAUUUGCAGUAGGCGGUUUAAGUGGUGGUGAGAGUAAAGACGAAUUCUGGCGCGCCGUCCACCUCUCAACAGAUAUUUUGCCCAAGGACAAGCCCCGCUACCUGAUGGGCGUUGGUUUUGCUCUUGACCUUGUGGUUUGUUGUGCUCUGGGAAUCGACAUGUUUGACUGCGUCUUUCCGACCAGAACGGCCCGAUUCGGAUGUGCUCUUGUUGAUUCCGGACAGUUGAACUUGAAGCAGCAAAAGUAUGCAGCAGAUUUUGCACCGAUUGACAAAAAUUGCGACUGCAGCACUUGCCAGAGGUACACAAGAGCUUUCCUACACACGAUUGUGAAGAUUGAGUCGUCAGCAUGCCAAAUGCUGACCAUCCACAACUUGGCCUAUCAGAUGCGACUGAUGAGAGGCAUAAGGGGAAGUAUUAAAGAAGAUCGGUUUCCCCAGUUUGUUCAAGACUUUUUGGAUAAGUUGUAUCCAGACCGAAACUUCCCAACUUGGGUUUGUGAUGCGCUCAGUGCAGUGAACGUCAAUGUGGACAGAAAAGAAUCAAAAGAUGAUUAAUUUUUUGUAUCUUUUACAUUUUGAAAAUUUUCGACCAAAUAGACACCAAUUUACAAUGCAA
Neocloeon triangulifer is the source of this 1472-nucleotide messenger RNA. It is a transcript of the gene Tgt, whose product is annotated as queuine tRNA-ribosyltransferase catalytic subunit. The transcript is spliced from 8 exons. Gene Ontology annotation, cellular component: cytosol. The coding region runs from base 194 to 1411 and encodes 405 amino acids. The record is from RefSeq and is a predicted model, not a curated record. NCBI's taxonomy places the organism in Eukaryota, Metazoa, Arthropoda, Insecta, Ephemeroptera, Baetidae. Gene Ontology annotation, molecular function: tRNA-guanosine(34) queuine transglycosylase activity.